CGUCAAGAUGUAGAAGGCAACACAGAAAAGAAAUAAAUAAAACCAACCUGGGCUUGCAAUAACCUGUGAAAAUGUUCAGCCGGCUAGUUUGUAUCAGCGAUUAUGAACAACAUGCUAAGUCAAUUCUUCAGAAGUCUAUAUAUGACUAUUACAGGUCUGGAGCAAACGACCAGGAAACCCUGGCUGAUAAUAUGGCGGCAUUUUCUAGAUGGAAGCUGUAUCCACGGAUGCUCCGGAAUGUUGCUGAGAUAGACCUGUCGACUUCUGUUUUAGGACAAUGGGUCAGCAUGCCAAUAUGUGUGGGGGCUACGGCCAUGCAGUGCAUGGCUCAUGUGGAUGGGGAGCUUGCAACUGUGCAAGCCUGCAGGUCCCUGGGGACCGGCAUGAUGCUGAGUUCCUGGGCCACCUCCUCCAUUGAAGAGGUGGCAGAGGCCGGUGGCGAGGCGCUUCGCUGGCUGCAGCUGUACAUCUACAAGGACCGUGAAGUCACCAAGCAGCUCGUGCGGCGGGCCGAGCGGAUGGGCUACAAGGCCAUAUUUGUGACAGUGGACACCCCUUAUCUGGGCAACCGCUUUGACGACGUGCGAAACAGGUUCAAGCUGCCACCACAACUCAGGAUGAAAAAUUUUGAAAGCAAUGAUUUAGCAUUUUCUCCAAAGGAAAACUUUGGCGACAACAGUGGACUUGCUGCAUACGUGGCAAAAGCUAUAGACCCAUCCAUCAGCUGGGAGGACAUUAAAUGGCUGAGGGGGCUGACAUCGCUGCCAAUUGUUGCCAAAGGAAUUUUGAGAGGAGAUGAUGCCAGGGAGGCAGUUAAACAUGGUUUGGAUGGGAUCUUGGUGUCGAAUCAUGGAGCUCGACAACUUGAUGGGGUGCCAGCCACUAUUGAUGCUCUGCCCGAAAUCGUGGAGGCCGUUGAAGGGAAAGUGGAAGUCUUCCUGGACGGGGGUGUCCGGAAAGGCACUGAUGUUCUGAAAGCUCUGGCCCUGGGAGCCAAGGCUGUGUUUGUGGGGAGACCAAUCAUUUGGGGUUUGGCUUCCCAGGGAGAGAAAGGUGUUCAAGAUGUCCUUGAGAUACUAAAGGAAGAAUUCCGGUUGGCCAUGGCUCUGAGUGGGUGCCAGAAUGUGAAAGCCAUCGACAAGACAUUGGUGAGGAAAAAUCCUUUGGCCCUUUCCAAGAUCUGACAGUGCACAAUAUUUUCCCAUCUG
Molecule: messenger RNA, 1208 nt
Organism: Myotis myotis
Lineage: Eukaryota; Metazoa; Chordata; Mammalia; Chiroptera; Vespertilionidae
Gene: HAO1
Product: hydroxyacid oxidase 1
Exons: 8
Coding region: 72-1184 (370 amino acids)
Molecular function (GO): FMN binding; oxidoreductase activity
Source: RefSeq, a predicted model, not a curated record